AUGCAACAGCACAAUGGGCGUCAUAAACCAUAUGUUACAGAAUCUUCAUUGAAUGUUGACAGCGAAGCUGAUAUUGAGCUGAGUGUCCCGUUCGUGGAAGCCGCACCGAUUGCUGAUGGGGAGGCUGUCACUCCACCCCGACAAGGGAUGCCAGCCCCUCCAUCUACAGUGGUUCGCGUCCAAGUUACUGCGCCAGCGAUGCUUCCUCCAGGCUACGUCAUGCAGGUCCUGUAUCAAGAAAAAGAUGAAACGGGAAAUUUCAAGGAUACAUGGAAGAAAGGAAUUAUCAUAAUCCCUUUGGAUGGUGGCGGAGUGAACAAAGGCCAAGUAUUUGAAGCAGAAACCCAACCAUUCGAUACAGUGAAACAAAUACAUGGCUACUGGCAUGGAAAUGAAUUCAAUGUUGAUGAGUGCUGCUGUUCCCAAACUACCGACGCCGACUUUUGUUUGUUGUCAUGGUACUGCCCUCCAGUUGCUUGGGCUUGCCUUUACGAGCAACUCGUGAUCUUGGAUAAGCAGAAUGCCGGUCAGAAUAGCUACCGUCCACGAUUCGUAGCAAAAUCAAUCGGUUUUGUCUCGCUACUCUUUUUGAUACUUUCCAUCGUACCAAAGACUUCGGGGGCUGUACUAUCCCGCGUCACACCAGAUGAUUCUGGAUUUAAAGGUCCUUUUGCUGUUGUUUUUUUCGGUGCUUGGAAUAUUUGGGCUUACUACUCCUCUUGCUUUUGUCUUCUUGGUUUUUGGAAUGGUUGUGAGAUCAAAGAUUCGUGA
Molecule: messenger RNA, 771 nt
Organism: Cylindrotheca closterium
Lineage: Eukaryota; Bacillariophyta; Bacillariophyceae; Bacillariales; Bacillariaceae
Source: the annotation of a GenBank genome assembly